Microplitis mediator is the source of this 2446-nucleotide messenger RNA. RefSeq names its product neprilysin-2-like. The record is from RefSeq and is a predicted model, not a curated record. Gene Ontology annotation, biological process: protein processing. Bases 104 to 2236 code for a protein of 710 amino acids. Gene Ontology annotation, cellular component: plasma membrane. Gene Ontology annotation, molecular function: metalloendopeptidase activity. The transcript has 8 exons. Lineage: Eukaryota; Metazoa; Arthropoda; Insecta; Hymenoptera; Braconidae.
ACAAUUAUAGUGAAUCACCUAGUUUACUAUUUAACAAACUGCGGAAUAUAAAUUUUGUUAUUCACGUCUAAAGGUUGACAAGAGUAAUACUAGAUAUUUCAUAAUGGCGCUAGAAAUAUUUGAAAUAUCACCAGGAUCAUUGCGGCAAAAAAAACAGAGCUCAGUAUUGAAGCGCAAAUUUUUUUUAAUUGUUAGUGUUGGAUUGGUUUGUUCCAUUUUGCCGAUUAAUACUUCAGCGGCUGCUGUCGACACUCCACAAAACGAUGGGGCAGCAAACAAAUGUACAGGUAACAUAUGUGCCGUAGAACGAUCAGAAACCGCUGCACGAAUCAAAAGAUACCGAGAUGAUACUAUAAAUCCUUGUGAUAAUUUUUACCGAUUCGCUUGCGGUAAUUACAAAAAAACAGAUACGUCUAAUGAUUAUGAUUACCUUUUAUCACAAAAAGAUGAUUACCUUGAAAAGCUGUUGCAAAAAGGAAUCUCUUCUGAUUUUAAGCCCUACAAACUUAUCGAUGAUAUUUACAAAACAUGCAUGAACAAGAACGCUAUGGGACAACAAGAUUUAGACCUUAUGAAGAGUAUCAUUAAGAAUUUAGGAAACUGGCCGAUUUUGGAAGGCAGCCAAUGGAAGGAAUCUGACUUCAAUUGGAUCGAUUUUAGUAGCAAUGCCAAAAAAGCCGGUUAUAAUUUAAAUUAUUUCUUAGAUUGGAAACCGCAAUAUUUGAAUCGUAACAAAGAAGUAACAUUAAAAUAUUCUGUCCAAAUAACUAGCAAUUUGUUCGACCGUUCUAUACCCGAGAGAACUACUUCACAAAAACAAUUUUACUCUGACUACAUGGUAAAAGUAGCACGACUUCUUGGAGCAAAUGAUAAUAACGUUGCAAAGGACAUGAAAGACGUUUACGAUUUCGAAGAAAAAUUAUCAAAAAUAAGUGUCAAGGAAGAUCCUAAUCACACAAACAAACUCGAUAUUGAAGAGCUACAGAAGAAAUGGCCGAAUAUCCCUUGGAAGAAAUUCGUUGACAGAACCUUAAUUCCCUUUGUAGACAGUAACGAAAAGCCUACUUUAACUGUAUGGAAUCCUACAGCUUUAACAGAGUUCGUAAAGCUCAUGGAAACAAUUCCGAAACGUGUACAAGCGAAUUACGCCAUUUGGAAAAUAGUUCAAUACUCAGUUCCUUACUUGACUGAGGAAAUUAGAGAAGCGCGAAAAACAUUCCAAAAACAAAUAGGUUAUGUUGGCAUUCCUGAAAAUGAUGAUUGUUUGGGAAUAGUUCAAACGUAUGCAAGAUAUGCACUUCACAAUUUGUAUUUAGAUCAAUACAAAAGUAGUCACGAGUCUAUUAAACAAAUGGUAAAGGCUUUCAAGGAUCAAAUGGUUAGAAUGAUGAAAGAAUCUAAAACAUUGAGUGAUGAAGCUAAAAAUAAAGGAAUAAAAAUUAUCAAGGAGAUGUCAUUCACUGUUGGGCCGUCCCAUAAAUUGUCUGACCGAGCAGAACUUGAAAAAUUCUAUGCAGAUGUGAAAGUCGAUAAAAAUAACUUUCUGCAGACGCUUUUGGACUUGAAUAUAUUUAAAGUCAAAAAGGAAUUCAGUGCUAAAGUACUAUUUGAAAUAAAUCCAUAUCAUAGCAAUAAGCUAAGUCAAAUAGGUCUUCCAGAUAAUGUUAAUGGGCAUUUACAUAUACCAAUGGCUAUGAUACCCGGUCCUUUGUUUAACAAUGAUCGUCCAAUGUACAUGAAUUUUGGUUCAAGUGGAUCAUAUAUAGCUUUUAGUAUCGCCUCAUCAGUAUCUCACGUCGGAAGAAAUCAGACAGUUGGAAAAGAACUCGUAGAUAAACAACUCGAUUGUUUCCGUCAUAAAUAUGAUGAUUUAACUGAUGAACCAAAGAAAAAAAAUAUGCUUCGCAAUAGACCCGAAGAAGACUUCAUUGUUCAAUACAUCGGAUUCCGUUCUUCCUGGGCAGCUUACCAGGAUUACGUCGCAAGAUCGGGAACAGAACCGACUCUUGAAGGAUUGCCUUACACACAGGGCCAAUUAUUUUGGAUAUCUUUCGCACAAUCAUUCUGUUCCGAGUAUUUAAAUCUGAAUGAACCGCGCAAUCUUUAUAACAAUCAGCUAAAUAUUCUUGAAUACAAAAUGAUGAAAACACUUUCGAAUAUACCUGAAAUUUCGGCUGAUUUUCAAUGUCCCGCUGGUUCUAAUAUGAAUAAGGAACCCAAAUGUACCUGGUGGUAAUUGAAAUAAAUUGAUUCCAUUUGUAUUACUGCUUUGCCCAUUACUGAGAUUAUUGAAAGUGUAGGUUCAGAAGUUUGAAAUUACUUGCUAUUAUUUACAAAGUGCUAACCCUAAAAUAUAUUAACAAAAAUAUAAGAUCUUAUUGUAAGCACAUAUACUGCGUACUCCUUGUAAAAGUUAUGUGAAAUAUAUACGAAUAAAAGAUUAACA